CUUUGGAUUGGACCCAAAUCCACGUGUAGUAGUGGUACCAACAAAAUAAACUAGAACGAAAAGUUAUGAAACGAACAUAACCUCAAUUUCCAACCCGGCAUAACCUCACUUUCCCACAAACCAUGUCAAAACCGAUAACUUUCGUCACCGGCAACGCCAAAAAGCUCGAAGAAGUCAUCGCCAUCCUCGGCUCGACCUUCCCUCGCCAAGUCGUCAGCCAGAAAGUCGACCUCCCGGAGCUCCAGGGCGAAAUCCAGGACAUCUGUAGGAAAAAAUGCCAGGCCGCCUACGAGAUCAUCAAGGGCCCCUGCAUAGUCGAAGACACAUGUUUGUGCUUCAACGCCCUGAGGGGGCUGCCUGGCCCCUACAUCAAGUGGUUCCUCGACAAGUUGGGCCCGGAGGGGCUGUACCAAAUGCUGGCCGGCUUUGAAGACAAGACGGCGCAGGCCGUCUGCACUUUUGCGUACCAUCCGGGGGCCGAGGGCGACGACGUGAUUUUGUUCGAGGGUAGGACUCAGGGGGAAAUUGUGAUGCCGAGAGGGCCGAGGGACUUCGGCUGGGAUCCGUGUUUCCAGCCCGUGGGGUACCAACAGACGUACGCCGAGAUGCCCAAGGCGGAGAAGAACAAGAUUUCGCAUAGGUACCGGGCGCUGGAUGCGCUUAGAGACUAUUUUGUGAAGUGAUUAAAUAAUUUAUAAUAAUUAAGUACAACUGUAGUCAAAAACUCAGUUUUUUGUUUUAUUUAUGUUGUAUUAAUUAAUGUAUUAGACAAACAAUUAAAAAAAAAAUAUUGGUUAGGCCAGAACGUCAUAUUUUCGGAAGAAUCAAGUUAAAAAUAAAGAAACCCUUUAUAGAU
Zophobas morio is the source of this 856-nucleotide messenger RNA. RefSeq names its product inosine triphosphate pyrophosphatase. Gene Ontology annotation, molecular function: nucleoside triphosphate diphosphatase activity. NCBI's taxonomy places the organism in Eukaryota, Metazoa, Arthropoda, Insecta, Coleoptera, Tenebrionidae. Gene Ontology annotation, cellular component: cytoplasm. Bases 123 to 683 code for a protein of 186 amino acids. The transcript has a single exon. Gene Ontology annotation, biological process: nucleoside triphosphate catabolic process. The record is from RefSeq and is a predicted model, not a curated record.